Molecule: messenger RNA, 839 nt
Organism: Osmia lignaria (orchard mason bee)
Lineage: Eukaryota; Metazoa; Arthropoda; Insecta; Hymenoptera; Megachilidae
Source: RefSeq, a predicted model, not a curated record
GUGAUAUUCAUUUGUUGUUUAAUAUACUUAAUGAUACUUUAUUAAUUUGUGAUGUAUAAUAUAUGUAACAUUGUAUAAAAGUGUAUUUAUAUAAGUACAAUUACAACUCAAAUAAUGGACUUAAAAAGCAUUAGCUCAAGAAUUAUAUUUUCUGAUAAUAUUAUCAGGCAGAGUUUGAAUAAACAACCAAUUGUUUCAGUUACAUUAGAUGAUGAUGAUCAAUUUUUUCAAAAGAUAAAAUCAGAUAUUGAUAGAAAUCUAUCACAUACCAAAGAAAAUUACAAACCAAAUAAUUACUAUCAAGGUACAUCAUUGAAAAGGAAAAAAUGUAUAUUUGAUGAAGAAACUCAAAAUAUAAUUAAGAGAUUUAAAAAAGAGAGGAACCAUAAAAUACAUACUCUACAAACAUCAAGAGAUAUAAAUAUUCCACAAUCUAAUCAUGUUGACAACAAUAUGAAACAAAUACAUGAUAUAAUAACAAAUAUCAAUACUAAUAAAAAUAUUAUACAAGAAACAAAUAUGUUUUCUUCCAAUGUUUUAACUACAAACUUAAGAAAUCCUAAAAACUAUGUAUUUCAAAUGGCUUCAAAGUUACAAAAGAAUGUUUUGCCAUUCCCCACUGUUGAAACAACAAUUCUUAAGGAAGAAUAUGAAGAAUCUUUAUUUUUUGCAAUGUUUCUUACUCCUCCAGAUAAUAAUUCAAUUGAAGAUAAUGAAGGAUUUGAAACUUGUAGUACAAUAUAAAAGUUAUUAUCAGAAAAAGAUUAAACUAAAGAUAUAUAAAGUUAUCUUAAUUUUAAAUGUACAUAUUUAUUUGAUAAAAUUCAUGUUGAAUACUU